Molecule: messenger RNA, 1031 nt
Organism: Botrytis porri
Lineage: Eukaryota; Fungi; Ascomycota; Leotiomycetes; Helotiales; Sclerotiniaceae
Exons: 3
Coding region: 83-961 (292 amino acids)
Molecular function (GO): NADH dehydrogenase (ubiquinone) activity
Source: RefSeq, a predicted model, not a curated record
UCAAGCACCAAUCUGAAUAUCAUAUCAUCGUCAAUGAAUUUCUAAUCUUUGCAAUUGAACUUCAUACGAUUCAAUCUCCAAGAUGGCGAUGAGGGUUUCGAAUGGUCGGGCUUUGGCCUCCGCCAUUAGAUCUACCAAAAGCUCUUUGUGCCAACCUAAGAAGCUCAAUAUUCGAACAUUUGCCUCCACACAACAUGCCCGAGUUGUCGUCUCUCCAGAUACUCCAAACAUGCGCCAUGCUCAGAGAGCUCCUGAUGUUCCAGGAGGACUUCGAGUUCCUCCUGUGAAUCCUGCAGAUAAAUACGCGGCCAAGUCAGACGAUAUGCACAGGUAUGGAUCAUGGCUCAUGGGAUGCCUUCCAAAAUACAUUCAGCAAUUCUCAGUAUGGAAAGACGAGCUUGUUAUAUACAUCUCUCCUUCUGGAGUUAUUCCCGUAUUUUCAUUUCUCAAAUACAACACCAACGCGGAAUUUACUCAAAUCUCAGAUAUUACCGCCGUUGACUUCCCUACCCGCGAUCAGCGUUUUGAAAUCGUCUACAACCUCCUUUCCGUACGCCACAACUCCCGCAUUCGUAUUAAGACCUACGCCGACGAGGCUUCCCCCGUUCCCAGUCUCUGCAGUCUCUAUGACGGCGCGAACUGGUACGAGCGUGAAGUCUAUGACCUUUUUGGAGUCUUCUUCGUUGGUCACCCAGAUCUCCGUCGCAUCAUGACAGAUUAUGGGUUUGAUGGCCAUCCAUUACGGAAGGAUUUCCCGUUGACAGGUUACACAGAGAUUAGAUUUGAUGAGGAGAAGAAGCGUAUUGUCGUGGAACCAUUGGAGUUGACUCAGGCGUUCAGGAACUUUGAGGGUGGAACCGCUGCUUGGGAGCAAGUCGGACCUGGUGUUGAUAGAAAACCCACCACGUUCAAACUUCCUACACCCAAGCCAGAGGAGAAGAAAGAAGAACCAAAGAAAUAGAUUCAAAGAGUCUAUUGUAUAUAAACUGUCUACAAACGUAUUUUACAUCCAUACAAAGAUUCCUAAACCC